Messenger RNA from Cyprinus carpio (common carp), 3198 nucleotides. It is a transcript of the gene btr02, whose product is annotated as bloodthirsty-related gene family, member 2. The transcript has 7 exons. Gene Ontology annotation, molecular function: protein binding. The record is from RefSeq and is a predicted model, not a curated record. The coding region runs from base 1262 to 2578 and encodes 438 amino acids. Lineage: Eukaryota; Metazoa; Chordata; Actinopteri; Cypriniformes; Cyprinidae.
UUUUUGUGUUGUUGCUAUGAGAAACACAAAUGUUCUGCUCCGGCUUUGUUUGGAAAUAGUUGUGUUGGUGAAACAGUGGAUAAAAAUACAAUAUUGUGUCUAAAAUUUCACUCAGUGGAAAGCUUCUUGUUUUUGUGAACUGUUGUAUAAAGUUAAUAGGAACUUUUGUGAUCACACUCGAGCACUAAUAUUCAUGAAAAUGUCACUCUUGCUCAUGUGAUUUUUCAUCAUAUCUUAUAAAUAUAAAUAACAUAAUAUUAUAUAUAAAUAAUAUAUAAAUAUUUUUUUGCUCUCAUAACUUAUAGGGGCAUUUUUUACAUUGUAAUAGACUAGAUCAUGUAGUGAAUGCUUUUGGCCUUUCAAACUUUCUUUAAACAUUGUCUGGAAGUAAAGAAAGUAAGUUUUUUUUAUUAUUAUUAUUAUCCACAAUGAUACAAUGAGGAUUUCUGAGGAUGAAGUAGACUAGUCACUGCAUUUGCCAGUGUUUGUCUUUGUGGGCAGCUACUGAGUUCCAGUCCUAACUCAAGGUCCUUUCCUUAUUCUUUUCCAAUUAAAAAAAAAAAAAAAGAAAUCCCAUUUUUUGCCAUUCAUUAGCAAAGCACAAACUAUAAAAACAUAUUUUAACUUUAUUUGAAUUCAAAACAUAUAAAGAUUGUAAAGCUGUUUAUAAAUCAUGAUGUGUAAUCGCCAAUCAAUCUGUAAUGCUAUAAAAGUGUUCUGACUCAAUAAUCUUUACAGCUGCCACAUCUGACUGUGACGUCUAUAUAUAGCCAUUAUUUUGUAAUCAAAACGGAAAUCAUUAUUGCUGGUCUUGGACAAUAACUGCAAGUAAUUUUAAUGCAUCAACGUCAAAAAAAAUAAGGAUUUAGGGCAUAUCUAAACUUUUGAAAGGCACUGUGUGAAUGUAUUUUUAAUACAUUUUAAACUGUAAAUAUGUGUGUACAAGAGAUUUUAUAUGAGAUGUUAUUUAUAUGUAAAUAAAUAAAAUACGUAAACUAUUUAGUUGUAUGAAAUUUGUUGUAUAAUGCUGUACAUUUGAUAUUUUGUCUAAAUUAGUAAUUAAAUCAACUUCAACACUUUAAAGCUAUUUGAUUCUAUUUAUGAUCUGGUAAGGUGUGUGACACAGUGUAAAGUACAAGCUCGGCAUUGUCUGGCCCCUCCCCUUGCUGAAAACACACCUAUGUACUUUAUGGUCUAGUUCACUUUCUGAAACUCACCAUAGGAGAAGUGAAUGACUCUCUUCAUCUGCUGAAGUACAGGAAUGGAAUCUACAAUGAGUCUCCUGUCUGAGAAGCACUUCCUGUGCUCUCUGUGUGAGGAGAUCUUCAGCAACCCCGUGACAACGCCCUGUGGACACAGCUUUUGUAAAGCAUGUCUCCGUGUUUACUGGAGCCGCAGCGGGUCAGACGAGUGUCCGCUCUGUAGGAGGGCCUUUGGCUCCAGACCCCAUAUCAGCGUGAACCGCAUACUGGCGGACGUCACUGAAAACUACAGGAAGACACGUUUGGCUGCUAAAUCCAAGUUCUUCAGUAUGGAUGAACUUCAGGAUGAACCUAAGAAUGCAGGAGAGGUGCAGCAAAUGAUUCAGGAAAGAUUUCAGAAGAUUGAGAAUCUUCAGAAUUCCUUAAAGGUCCUAAAGAGCACGUGUCUUCGGGAGGUUCAGGAAAGUCAAAGGGUGUUUUCUUUUCUGUUGAGCACCUUAGAGAAGAGCCAUAAACUGGUAGUGGCUGCUGUUGAGCAGAAACAAAAAGAGGCGGAGAAAAGAGUUGAAAGACUUGUAAAAGACCUGGAGAAAGAAAUGCUUGAACUGGAAAAUGGACGCACCAACCCUGAGCACUUGGAUGACAAGGAGCGUCUUAAAAAGAGCUUCAGUGAUAUACCGCGAGCGAUGAGAGACUGGUCUAAAGUCACGCUGGAGACUGAUCCUUGUGUUGGCUUCACCAGGCAGGCUGUGGUGGACUUCAUGGAUACAGUCACGAUGGAAGCUAGAAGACUUUCUAAAGCUGAACUGAAGAGACUGCAGAAGUACUCAGUUGAUGUAAAUCUGAAUCCUCGGACAGCUCACGCUUACCUCUACAUCUCUGAGGACAGGAAGGAGGUCAGACAUGCGAAUAAGCGACAAGAAGUCCCAGAAAACCCCAAAAGGUUUGACCGGGUGGCUAACGUAAUGUCCAAGGAAGCCUUCAGCCAUGGAAAGCACCUUUGGGAAGUGGAGGUUGGAGACAAGACUGACUGGGAUCUGGGAGUAGCCAAACAAUCUGUCAACAGAAAGGGAAAGUUUACAAUCUGUCCAGCCAAUGGCUUCUGGAUGCUUAGCUUAAAGAAUGGCACCCAAUACAUCGCUAACACAUUCCCUCCAACUUUCUUCAGCCUCAGUCACAAACCUAAAAGACUGUCUAUUUACCUGGACUUUGGGGAGGGACGUGUGUCUUUCUAUUGUUUGGAUACCGGGACCCAUAUCUACACUUUCAAAGAUACUUUCACAGAUAAGCUCCACCCCAUCUUCAGCCCGGGACGACCCCACGGGGAAAAGAACACUGCUCCCCUUAUCAUCAGCAGCAGCUGCUGCAGCAUCUGAAACAAUAUGCUAGCUCUUACUGCCCCUGCCUCUCUUUCUUUACCAUUGCCAUCAUAGGAUGCACUUCAUUUAUUAUUAUUAUUAUUAUUAUUUCAAAUAUUACUUUUUAUUUAUUACUGGUGCUUGCUAAAACCUUAUGUGUUAUUUUUUUAUUGCUACACUACAAACAUGAAUGAUACCUCAAACUGUCCGAUAUUUUUCAGGAGAGGUAGACUGUUUUUUAAGCGAUUAGACACUGAGCUGAUAAAUAAUAAUAAUAAUUAAUCCUGUCAAAGCCCUGUGAAAAAGAAGUACACUUAGUCUUCUUCAAAUCUUAAAAGUAUAUAUUUUCUGAAAAACUUAUCUUGCAAAUAAUAUAAUAUUACUGAAAAAAGGCAACUUGUAGUAUGUACUUACAGAGAGUACAGUUUCAUGAUUAUAUUUCUUAGAACACUUUUUUUAAAAGAAAGUUUUGUAAUCAUGUCAAAUGAAAUGCUUGACUUUAAAGUACAUUUUAAAUCAUUAUGUUUAUCAUUGUUUUAUCUUUUCAUAAUCUUUUGUCAAGCUUUAAAGAAGUGCACUUGUUUUGAUGUGUUGACUAAAUACUAAAGCACUUAAUUAUAAUUAAAAUUUUUGUGUUA